Molecule: messenger RNA, 1015 nt
Organism: Pleuronectes platessa (European plaice)
Lineage: Eukaryota; Metazoa; Chordata; Actinopteri; Pleuronectiformes; Pleuronectidae
Product: glutathione S-transferase A-like
Exons: 6
Coding region: 103-777 (224 amino acids)
Biological process (GO): glutathione metabolic process
Molecular function (GO): glutathione transferase activity
Source: RefSeq, a predicted model, not a curated record
GAACAACAGCAGAUCUCUUCUUCUUCUUGACCGUUACUCCGUGCGCGUCUCCUAGAGCAGUGACAGCGAAGCUCCAUUUUUCCGGCUCGACAUCUCGAAACCAUGGCCCAGGACAUGACUCUGCUGUGGGGCUCCGGAUCCUGUCCCUGCUGGAGGGUGAUGAUCCUCCUGGAGGAGAAGAACCUGCAGGGCUACAACCACAAACUGCUCUCCUUCGACAAAAAGGAGCACAAGUCCCAAGAAGUGCUGGAUAUAAACCCCCGGGGUCAGCUCCCCUCUUUCAAACAUGGAGACAACGUUGUGAAUGACUCCUACGCAGCCUGUUUUUACCUGGAGAGUCAGUUCAAGUCCCAGGGAAACCAGCUGAUCCCAGACAGCCCUGCGGAACAAGCUCUGAUGUACCAACGCAUGUUUGAGGGCCUGACGCUCUACGAAAAACUUAAUGCCGUUAUCUACUAUGACUGGUUUGUCCCUGAGGGCGAGCGGCAUGACUCAGCGCUCAAGAGAAACAAGGAGGCGCUGGCAACUGAACUCAAACUCUGGGAGGGUUACCUGCAGAAGCAUGGCAAGCAUCUGGCAGGACCGUCCUUCUCACUGGCUGAUGUGACCGUUUUUCCAACUGUGGCCACACUUUUCAGAAUGGGGUUAUCUGCAGAGAGCUACCCUCAGCUCGGACAGUAUCACGCUCUGCUGAAGGAGAGACCCGGCAUUAAAGCCAGCUGGCCCCCUCAUUGGCUGGAGAACCCCAAGGGCCAAGACGCGCUCAAAGACAUCUGAAACUUACUCACUUUUGAAAGCUGCUUCUGUGUGUAAAGUUCAAGUUCGGAUUCUCUAAGCAGCCUUUUUGCAUUUGUUCUCUCAAGGGUUGAGAUGAUGUUCAAAAUAUAUCAGUGUAACAAUGGCAGAAAUUAGGUUUUGGAAAAUAAUUGUAAGAAUACAUAAAUAGACUGUUUUUUAGAUGCAUGUAUUCAUUGGACAAAGGGUGCAAAUGAACAAUAAAUAAUCUGCAGCAACA